CUCCCUCUUCUUCUCUUCUCUUCUCUCUCGCCCAAAUUGCAGACAAAUUCUCCAUCCGUCAUCGCCUCUCCGAUUCACCCCUCUUCGCCAGCCGCCGCUGCUGUCGGAAUCACGUCGCCGCUGCUGUUGGAAUCGCGUCGCCGCUGCUCCAUCGUUGCCGCUGCUGCGCAGUCACCGCCGCUGCUGUCGUCGUUCGAUCCAGCCGGGGGAUGCCGCCGCCGGUGGUCGUGCAGCCGUCGCCGGGAGGAGCUGCUGCUGCCUUCGGGAAGAGGCUGCUGUUGCCGUCGGGAAGAGGCUGCUGUACAGAAGCCAGCCUCUGCGUCGUUGCUGCUGCUGUACCGGGAUCGAUAUCGCGAUGCCGCCCCGCGUACACCGCCGUCGCUGCCGGGAGGUGCCGCCUCCGGUCAGCCCCCGAUUCCGCCCCGAUUUCCUCCCCGAAGACGGCACAUACUGCACAGACCCCUCGUAAGUAUACCAUAGCUUUUGAGACGAGACGUCGGCGCGUGGAUAGAUUCUAUGCCUGCCGUAGGACGGCGGAGGAGAGCAUUGUGGAGUUUGUGGCACGCUUUUUGUCGCAUUGGCAUCAUUCUCAUCCCUACGGGGUGGGAGGGUACGAUGGCAUCGUGCUAUUGGGCGCUUUGCCCAAAGAGUGGAGCGAGUAGGCUCAGGCUACGGCCAAGCGAUUUUUCAGAUAGGUAUUCCACAAAAAAUCUAAAACACGGCAUGGCAAUCAUUCAUUUCAUGUCAAAGUAUUUAUCAUCAUCAGGAACAAAGCCCAAAAUAUUUUCAUGAACGGUACUUAAAAGAAAUCUCACCUCUUUCACU
This is a messenger RNA of Salvia splendens (bonfire salvia), 825 nucleotides long. RefSeq lists its product as uncharacterized. NCBI's taxonomy places the organism in Eukaryota, Viridiplantae, Streptophyta, Magnoliopsida, Lamiales, Lamiaceae. Bases 210 to 662 code for a protein of 150 amino acids. The record is from RefSeq and is a predicted model, not a curated record. The transcript is spliced from 2 exons.